Messenger RNA from Symsagittifera roscoffensis, 1739 nucleotides. RefSeq names its product sialin-like. The record is from RefSeq and is a predicted model, not a curated record. The transcript has a single exon. Gene Ontology annotation, cellular component: membrane. The coding region runs from base 124 to 1647 and encodes 507 amino acids. Lineage: Eukaryota; Metazoa; Xenacoelomorpha; Acoela; Convolutidae. Gene Ontology annotation, molecular function: transmembrane transporter activity. Gene Ontology annotation, biological process: transmembrane transport; monoatomic anion transport.
CCUAAACCAGAAUAAACUUGAAGUGUAGCCUUGGUAUUUCUCAAGUGGCUAAAUUCCGAUCUAAAUAUUUCUGUUAAAGUUUAAUUGUCGGUACCAAAGUACCGGCGAAGUGUUGCCAUUGCGAUGAAAAGCUCAGGUAAGCUGAGUUAUGGGAGCUUCGAGACUAAGAAUUUGAUCAGCGAUGAUUUCGGUUACCACGAAACAGUGCGAGGUAAAAUUUUCUCGACUAGAUACCGACUGGCUUUCAUGGGUUUCCUUGGUUUCUUCCUGCUGUACUCAAUGCGGAUAAACAUCAGCGUAGCUCUGGUCGACAUGGUGAAAAGCGAGCAGUCAAACGACAACAAAUCCAUCAACGAAAACUGUCCAGUGCGAGAUUCGAACUCUAGCUCAGACGAAGCUGACGACGGAACUUUUGAGUGGUCAUCAGGACAGCAAGCGAAUGUGUUGGGUGCAUUUUACUAUGGCUACAUGGUCACACAAUUACCUGCAGGGUAUGUAGCUUCCAAGUAUGGGGGCAAACAUCUUUAUGGGCUGGGGGUUCUGCUGACCGGUGUUUUCACCCUCCUCACACCCCCAGCCUCCUACUUGGGGGUGGAGUGGCUGAUAAUCCUGCGGGUUCUGGAGGGAGUGACAGAGGCGAUGACCUUUCCCUCUUUCCACCACCUGAUUGGCCGAUGGGCCCCCAAAUUCGAGCGCAGCCUCUUCGCAGCUCUCUCUGUGUCUGGAGCCAGCUUCGGCAACAUGGCCAUCCAGCCCCUAGUCGGCUACUUGUGCACUGUGGCCCUGUGGGAUGGAUGGCCUCUGGGCUUCUAUGCGAAUGGAAUACUUGCCAUUGUCUGGUAUGUCGCCUGGUGUCUAAUUGUGUAUGACUCGCCCGACACACACCCUCGCAUCUCCCAAAGCGAGAGGACAUUCAUCAAAACUCAGUCACAGGUCGACGACGGCAAAAAGUACAAAAUUCCAUGGAAAGGUAUUUUUACCAGUUUGCCUUUUUACGGACUCUUAGUUGCCCACUUUUCAGUUAACUUCAUAAACUAUGGCCUGAUGUCAGUGCUGCCUCAGUACCUGUCGGAGGUUCUCAAUUUUGACAUCGCCUCCAAUGGCUUCUUAAGUGCAUUGCCGUGGCUGUGCUGCUUCAUUGGAACAGUUUUGACGUCUCAGAUAACCGACUUUUUACGCAGCCGAAAAUACGUUUCCACUACAUUCAUCCGCAAGUUCAACCAAAUUAUUAGCACUUUUUUACCCGGGUUGUUUCUGGUUCUUGCUGGUUAUGCUGGCUGUGACGAUGCAAAAGCUAUUGCCUUUAUAGCAAUCGGAAUGUUCUUUUUCGGCGCCCAUUACUCGGCCUGCUAUUGUAACAACCUAGACCUGGCUCCUCAUUUUGCGGGCAUUAUCUUUGGCAUCACCAACACUGUGGCCACUACCAGUGGGUUUCUGUCGCCCAUUAUAGUGGAAAAAAUCACUGAGGACAAUGUGCACAGCAAGGAUUUGUGGCUGAAUGCUUUCUACACCUUCGCGGGGGUCGCGUGGACGGGCGGACUGGCCUUCGCCGUUUUGGGCUCCGGUGAGACCCAGUCCUGGGGAGUUCCUCAUUUCGAUAUAGACAGCCAAGAUGUACUUGAAGAUUUACAUGAAACCGGACAUUAAACAUAAACCCAUAUUCUUUUAGUUUGUUUGGUUUUUAAAGUUAUAAUAGAAGUUAAAGGAUACGUUCGACUCAACCUAAAUAAUUAUAAAGC